AUGCUUUCAAGAACUACACCAUUAAGAGCAGGAAGCAGAUCUCUUAAACUUUUAGCCUCCUUAACAUCUAGUUACAGCUCAUUUCCUAAGGAAUUACUUGAAGUUGAUGAAUCUCUUGGUGCAAAAAUUAGGUCUUCUUCUUCAUUAAAGAAACCCCAGUUUGACUUUAAAUUCAUUACUGCAAAUGCCGAAAGCUAUGCCGAGUCUGCCAAACUUAGAAACUUUUCUCCUCAUUAUGUUGAGGGCAUAAAAGAAAUUUAUCCUCUUUAUACAAAAGCCAAGAAUGAUUUGAACAAUUUCCAGGCUCGACGAAGCUCUAUAGAGGCCGCCUUUAUGCCUCCUAAAAAGAAGAAAGGGAAAAAGAAAUCUCAAAAUGAAGGACCGGCUCCUGUUGCUGACUUUGAGAAACUUAACUCAAAGCAAAAACAGGAGGCUAUGCAAAAAUAUUUGGAGGAACUGAAGCAGCUCAAAGUAGAGGCAAAACAGUUAUAUGAAAAGGUUCAAGAGUACGAGACGACCUUAAUGAUCAAUGGCGACAUGGUUCCUAAUCUCAUUAGUCCAGACUCUUUCAUUCCAGAACCAGAAGUUGUUGACAUGCUUAACGACAAUGACGGAGCACGCCCAGUGAUGGCCAAAGAUACAGAUCAUGUUACAGUCGGAAAGGAAUUAGGUUUAAUUGAACUUGAUGCCGCUUCUCGUGUGUCUGGUUCUUCUUGGUACUACUUGACGGGAAAUGGUGCUCUUCUUGAACAAGCAUUGGUGAACUACGCACUUUCCAAAGCUCGAAGACGUGGUUACUCCCCAGUUAUUCCUCCCUCCAUUGUUCGACAAGAGAUGGCUCAUGCUUGCGGAUUUAGACCUAGAGAUACGAACGGUGAGCAACAGAUUUACAACCUCGAGGACUCUGAUCUUUGCUUAACAGGCACUGCUGAAAUCCCACUUGCAGGAUUAUAUUCCAAUGCUGUUAUUGAAUUCCCUAAGGAAGGCCCUAAUGCUGGCGUCAAAAAACAUGUUGGCGUUAGCAGAAGUUACCGAGCUGAAGCUGGUGCUAGAGGUCGUGACACCAAGGGUUUAUAUCGCGUCCAUGAGUUUACAAAGGUUGAGCUUUUUGCUUGGACUGAUACCAAAUCACGAUCUGUAAAGGUUCUUGAAGAUAUUUUGGCACUCCAAAAAGAAAUUAUAUUUGAGCUUGGAAUUACAGCCCGGGUGUUAAAUAUGUCUCCUGAUGAACUGGGUGCUCCUGCAUACAAAAAGUACGAUAUUGAAGCUUGGAUGCCUGGUAGACGUGACUGGGGCGAGGUUACUUCAUCUUCAAAUUGCACAGACUUCCAAUCUCGUCGCAUGCAUACCAAAUACCGCAAUGAGGAAGGAAAACUUGUUUUUGUUCAAACUCUGAACGGAACUGCAAUGGCUGUUCCUCGCGUGAUUGUCGCUAUCUUGGAAACUUUUUAUGAACCCGAGAACAAGCGUGUUAAGAUCCCAGAAGUCUUGAGAAAAUGGAUGGAUGAUCAGGAAUACAUUUCCUUGUAA
Messenger RNA from Magnusiomyces paraingens, 1530 nucleotides. RefSeq lists its product as uncharacterized. The coding region runs from base 1 to 1530 and encodes 509 amino acids. The transcript has a single exon. Gene Ontology annotation, cellular component: mitochondrion. Gene Ontology annotation, molecular function: serine-tRNA ligase activity; ATP binding; tRNA binding. Gene Ontology annotation, biological process: mitochondrial seryl-tRNA aminoacylation. The record is from RefSeq and is a predicted model, not a curated record. NCBI's taxonomy places the organism in Eukaryota, Fungi, Ascomycota, Dipodascomycetes, Dipodascales, Dipodascaceae.